Sorex araneus (European shrew) is the source of this 534-nucleotide messenger RNA. Its product is annotated as beta-lactoglobulin-like. The transcript is spliced from 6 exons. The record is from RefSeq and is a predicted model, not a curated record. The coding region runs from base 1 to 534 and encodes 177 amino acids. Gene Ontology annotation, molecular function: small molecule binding. NCBI's taxonomy places the organism in Eukaryota, Metazoa, Chordata, Mammalia, Eulipotyphla, Soricidae.
AUGAAGUGUGUCCUGCUCGCCCUGGCCCUUGUGUGUGGCAUCCAGGCCACCACCAUCCCCCAGGCCAUGAAGAACCUGGACAUCUCCAAGAUGGCCGGGACCUGGCACACCGUGGCCAUGAUGACCACAGACACUGCCCUCCUGGCCUCCGAGACCACCCCCCUGCGUAUGUUUGUCAAGGAGCUGAGCAUCACCCCCAAGGGCCUGGAGAUCACCGUGAACCAGCGGAAGAACGGCCAGUGUGUGGAGAAGAAGAUUGUCGCGGAGAAAACCGACAUGGAGGCCAGGUUCAAGAUCCACUACCUGCAGCAGGACGAGAUGUUCGUGAUGGAUUUUGACAACCAGGACCACCUGAUCUUCUGCAUGGAGAAGACCAUGGACACCCAGAGCUUGACCUGCCAGUACCUGACCCGGACCCCGAGCCCCAACCAGGACAAGGUGAUGGAGAAGUUCAACAGCGUCCUCAAGGCUAAGUCUGUGCGCCCCACGAUGGUUCUGGACUUCACCCAGACGAUGAUGCCCUGCCGUGCCUAG